Tachysurus fulvidraco (yellow catfish) is the source of this 4668-nucleotide messenger RNA. RefSeq names its product Cdc42 guanine nucleotide exchange factor (GEF) 9a (gene arhgef9a). Gene Ontology annotation, molecular function: protein binding; guanyl-nucleotide exchange factor activity. Lineage: Eukaryota; Metazoa; Chordata; Actinopteri; Siluriformes; Bagridae. The record is from RefSeq and is a predicted model, not a curated record. The transcript has 13 exons. The coding region runs from base 389 to 1948 and encodes 519 amino acids.
GCAACGGGCGCGAGAGAUACCGAGGAGGGGGGAAGCCCGGCUGAACGCCUCGAGAAGAUGAUCAGCUUUUUCUGACACGAUGAAGGAAAAAUGUGUGUUUAUACGUCUCGAGCGGUGCUCGAGGACCUGCAGGUUCCGUUAGUGCCAGAUGACGCGGAUCAGGCCUAAUUGAGUCGUAGAAGAAGAGCAAGAACACCAUGGCCUCGUUGAGAUGCUGUAGCCACAGUGUUGCUGUGGUCACCUAGAGGAGUCAGUUCACCGAAGGGGAAAGGACGAGGGAGGUGAAAUACACGAAUUUGUGUCUGGUGUCGACUUCAUCAGAGCGAACACUGAGUUGGUGAGUGGAGGUUCUAUCGUUAACGCCGAGGCGGUAUGGGAUCAUGUGACCAUGGCGGACCGUGAGUUGGCCUUUAAGGCCGGUGAUGUCAUCAAAGUGCUGGACUCGUCCAACAGGGACUGGUGGUGGGGACAGAUUGAUGAUGAGGAGGGUUGGUUUCCUGCCAGCUUUGUUCGGGUGGACCCGAACUCCACCCAGCCUCCACCCAAGCAGCAACUUUUAUACAUCAACCCAGUCGUCGCUCCGCUGAAGCUGUGGGCGAAUCAGGAGGAGUCAGUGUUGGUGGAUCCAGCAGAGGGCAGUAGUGAGGUUCAAAAUGGUCAUGCUGAGGCGAGUCCAAACCCAAGCAGUGAUUGUGUGUGUUUGAGCCAGGCAGUGCAGAACCGAGACCAGAUGAGGGCCAACGUCAUCAAUGAGAUCAUGAGCACCGAGAGACACUACAUCAAACACCUAAAGGACAUCUGUGAGGGUUAUCUGAAGCAGUGCAAAAAGAGGAGAGACAUGUUUAACGAUGACCAGCUGAAGGUGAUAUUCGGGAACAUCGAGGACAUUUACAGGUUUCAGCUCGGCUUUGUUCGAGAUCUGGAGAAACAGUUCAACACUGAAGAACCUCACCUGAGUGAAAUUGGGCCCUGUUUCCUUGAGCAUCAAGACGGAUUCUGGAUCUACUCUGAGUACUGUAAUAACCAUGUAGACGCGUGUAUGGAGCUCACACGUCUCAUGAGAGACAGCCGGUACCAGAACUUCUUUGAAGCUUGCCGAUUGGUCCAGCAGAUGAUAGACAUCGCUAUCGAUGGCUUCUUGCUAACUCCUGUCCAGAAGAUCUGCAAAUAUCCUCUGCAGCUAGCAGAACUGCUGAAAUACACUGUACAAGAGCACAGUGAUUACCGCUACGUCGCUGCAGCGUUGGCUGUUAUGAGAAAUGUAACUCAACAGAUUAACGAAAGGAAACGAAGACUGGAGAACAUCGACAAAAUCGCUCAGUGGCAGGCGUCCGUACUGGACUGGGAGGGUGACGAUGUCCUGGAUAGGAGCUCUGAGCUGGUGUACACCGGAGAGCUGUCCUGGAUCUAUCAGCCUUAUGGGAGGAGCCAAACACGUGUCUUCUUCCUGUUUGACCAUCAGAUGGUCAUCUGCAAAAAGGACUUGAUUCGACGAGAUAUCCUUUAUUAUAAAGGACGAAUCGAUAUGGACCGUUACGAGGUCUUGGACGCUAUAGACGGCAGAGACGAUGAUUUUAAUGUCAGCGUGAAAAACGCCUUCAAACUGAGCAACAAAGACUCGGACGAAAUCCACAUUUUCCUCGCCAAGAAGCUGGAGGAGAAAAUCCGCUGGCUGCGAGCGUUUCAGGAAGAACGCAAGAUGGUGCAGGAAGACGAGAAGAUCGGGUUUGAGAUCUCAGAGUAUCAGAAGCGCCAGGCGGCUCUGACGGUGAGGAGAGUAACCAAACAGAAAGGUGUCGGACGGUCGGCCCCGCCCUCCUACCCUCCCCCUCUCGACCCUGCGAACCCGGGUCAUUUCCUCCUCCCGGACGGAUACGAGUACGAACCCAAACGCAGCACGUCACCUUUCUGGCACAACAUCAGCCGCUUAGCGCCCUUUAAGAAAUAGCCCCCGAGCGAUCUUCGAACCGAGUAAACCACCAAUGAACAAGAACACUGACGUAAUGAAGAAGAAGAAGAAGAAGAAGCAGAAGAAGAAGCAGAAGAAGAAGCACCACCCCGGAAAAAAUCACCACUGAGCGAAAAUACACAGACUGCUGCGAUUUUCUCUAACAAUCAAACGUUAAAAAAAAAAGGAGAAGCACUAUCCUAAAUAUCUUUCUUUUUUUUUCUUUUUUUUUUUAGGACGAGAGACUCACACACACACACACACACACACACACACACACACACACACACACACACACACACACACACACACACACAGCUGAAGAGAAAAAGCUGUAAUGGGUUACGGCGCCCCCUGAUGGACUGGAUGCACUAAACUGUAUACAUAUGACAUAAUAGACACUGGAGAAAUACACACACACACACACACACACACACACACACACACACACACACACACACACACAGUAAUGGUUAUACAUAUGUAAACCUAACCACAAGCCCUACGUCGCUACGUUCCUUCGUCCGAUGGGAUUUUCGAUAAGUGUUUUAUUUCCCUUUCUCUUCAAACGUGUGAAGAAUCAUUUCCAUGUUUUGAAGGAAGAAAAAAAGAAACGCGCACACACACACACACACACACACACACACACACACACACACACGAUAAAGCACUAACGACUCUCCGCUCUCUAGCGCCGCCCUGGUGUUCCUCCGUGCACUGUGACUAAUCGGGGCAUUUCUGUCUCUUUCUUUCUCGAUCUCUCGUUUCCUCUCACAGCUUCAGACCCAUCGGUUCUACUGUACACUUUGGAGAUGUUUUUUUUUUUCUUCUUCAGUGUGUGUGGAGUUUCUCUGUGUGUUGCAUUCUAUCAGUUCUGCAUGAAAAUACGAACCGGUCCGAUUACAGGUAUUUUAUAUUCUUACGGGUCAAAGUCGUUAAAAAGAGAAACAUUUUUGUACCGAACAACUGAAAAAAAUAUAUUUUUCUCCAUCUGAAGGUUUUUCCGGCUUCGGAGCCGCGAGUCAAACCGCUGGGACGUUUCUUCUCCUUCAUCAGUUUUAUCGGUUUAUAUGUUCAUCGUUCAGGGUUUCACUAACUGACCUACACCACUACGUAUAUCUAGGGUUGUCAUGGUAACUGCAUAUCUAACAAAGCGAUGCUGUAAUCCAUCUCCAGAGGCCCGGCUGGUGUACAUGUGCUAGCUAUGCUACGUGAAAACGGUUACUACACUAGCGUGAGAUUACCGUUACCAUGACGACACUGUUACCGAGUAGCUCGAGCUGACUCGUAUAUUUUGUAUUUUGUUAAUUUAUGUUAAAAAAAUAAAUAUCAGCUUAGACCUGAUUAUGGUUUAAAUCAGUCCUGGACCAAAGCCCACGUGAUCAUGAGAAGGUUUGGUUCAUCCGAUCAGAUCUCCAACACCUCCAGAUGUUUACUAUCGUGUCCAGCGUCCACUUUUAAUUUACUGACGAUUUAUUUAUUUAAUUUUUAAUAUCAUGGAGUAAAACUGAUGAAGCUCUGAAACAUCCCUGAGGUCGCAACACGAGUCGAGUCGUGACUCAUUUCUACUAGACGUAUGUUUUUUUCCAGUUGUUAAAUACAAUCUGGGACUCGAUCCGCCGACGUUAGCAGGCUAACAAUAAGACUCGACAACAGUUAGCAAACUAUCUUUGAAGCUAAUGUUUAGCCAACGAUGAAAUUGACGCGAUUGGAAGCUUAAUACACUCGAUUAGCCAGGACGCGUUUGGUCUGAUGUUUGCUUCUUGAUCUAAGAGGCUAAUGUAGCUAACAAGUGCGUAUAACUUAGAGCUGAAAGGUUAGCAUGGUGCAAGCCGCAUGCCUGAAUCUCCACACAUCGCGUCCCGGCUAAUCACCAAACUGUUAAGCGAACACUGAUGUACGUUUUAUUUUUGGACAAACGUGUGCUUUCAGACUUUACAACGUUAGCACUUAGCUGCUAACACUCACAGAAUAAAAUAGCACCCAUGUUAUAUAAUAAUCUCAUUUUUAAACUUUAUCUUUAAUCGAUUUUCAAUGCUAUCAAUCUGCACCCUGGACUUUGAUCCGAUCUGAUUGUCUGAUGUUGAUUAUUUAUUAGCUGCUUAGGUUUUUGUUUUCGUUGCUAAUCCUCUCUCUGAUAUCGUGCCAAAACGGUUUGGUUGCCAAAUGUUCCCGAAACAGGUGCACUGUCCCCUGUCCAGGUGGAACCCAGGUAUGUGUCUUCUCAGGCGACGUUUUCAAUUUAUUCAAGUUAUCUUUAACUAAGCUAAUGCUGCUAGCGUUAGCUUUUUAGGGUUCUUUUUUUUUUUUGUUAAUCUUCAUCAAAAAAGAAAAAAAAAAAAAAAAGGACUUGUGCAAGAUUUAAUUUAUGGUAUAUUCAAUUUUUUGGAAGAUAGUAUUUAGUCCGAAUCACAAUAUUUAAAAGUAUGAAUAUAAAACAUUAUUUAUUCUAUUAUAAUGUGCUAUUUUUUCCACGUUGAUGCUCUUUCUGGAUUUCGGAAGCGGCCGACGGACAGGAAGCGGAUUAUUCGCGAGGAGGAGGAAGACUGUGGGGGGGGGAUGUGAAGGAGAAGAGGAUGAUGUUAUGUUGCACCAUAUGUACUAAGUGCCAUAUUAAAAUAAUAUUAGGUUAUGAAAGAAAAUAUCAGUUUAAUGUUUUAAUUUGGUGAUCUGAUUGACAUGAUAUCGAUAUUUCAUAAUAAACUUCGUUAUGAACACCA